Molecule: messenger RNA, 500 nt
Organism: Cynoglossus semilaevis (tongue sole)
Lineage: Eukaryota; Metazoa; Chordata; Actinopteri; Pleuronectiformes; Cynoglossidae
Product: cystatin-B-like
Exons: 3
Coding region: 98-385 (95 amino acids)
Cellular component (GO): cytosol
Molecular function (GO): cysteine-type endopeptidase inhibitor activity
Source: RefSeq, a predicted model, not a curated record
ACGCAAUCUCUGAAUGCCUCACAGACACACACAGGUACAAACAAGGACGCAGCCCUUUUAUUUGUUAUCGUAGUUUAGGCAGAAAUCGAGUGUCACCAUGCUGUGUGGAGGUGUUAACCCUGAGAUGCCUGCAGAUAAAAAUAUCCAGGAGAUCUGUGACAAAAUGAAGAGUUAUGUUGAGAACCACGCAGGGAAGAAGUACAGCGUGUUCAAAGCCAAGACCUACAGAACACAGCCUGUGGCUGGGACCAAUUACUUCGUUAAGGUCCAUGUGGGAGGAGAAGAAUAUGUUCACCUCCAAAUAUUUGAACCACUGACAUGUAAUGGUGGAGAAAUCACUCUAUCCAAAGUUGAACUUACCAAAACACGCAAUGACCCAAUUUAAUUAACCAAUGAGAUCUCACCACAUUGACUAUUGUCAUUGCUACUGAAUCCACUGUCUAUGUAGACAUCUGUGAGUGAUUAUGUGGCUUAAAUAAAUAAACGGAGAUGUCAUUCAA